AAAAAUAUGCACAACCAGACCAGACACCAACCACAGUGAGCAUGUUGAAGCGACGAGAGCAGUUGGCAAUUUUACUUUUGGCUAUUUUUGCCUUUCAGUACACCGAAGGACUUUUCAAGAAACUGAUCACCGUCGAAAAUGAUGGCAUCGAUGACGAGAGUGACGAGCAUGUCAGGUGGAAAUUUCCCACUGUCAAGUUCCUUAAACCCUUCAGCCUUUUUGAUAAGAAAAUAGAAAAAGUUGAGAAUAAAUUAGAGAAGAAAAAGGAAGGCUUAGAGGAAUUGAUACAGGAAAAAUUAGCGAAGUGGGAAGAGAAGAAGGAAAAAUUCGAUGAGAAAUUGUUGAAUUUAUUCGACACCAUCAAAGAAAAGGAGCAGAACAAGUUUGAGAAAAAGGCUGAACUCAAGGAUUUAAUCAAAGAUAAACAUUUAACUACACCGGCGCCAGUUUAUGGUCCCCAACUGCCAGAUGCAUAUGCUCCACAUCCCGCACCUGCUUAUGGAUCUCAUCAGCUACCGCCGACAUACCACCAGCCACCAGCUGCAAAGUAUCAUGGCGCUCCCUCCCCUGCACCUGCACCGUCUUCAUCACCUUCAUAUCACCCACAGCCACCGGCACCAGCACCUGCCCCAGUUUAUCCGACGCCAGCAACAACGCCAGUGCCAGUUUAUCGCACACCAGCUCCUGCACCAGCUCCAGCUUAUCACGCACCCCACCCUGCGUCAGACUAUGCACAUCCACCAGUGUAUGCGCAUCGUUAUUCGUCAUAUGAGCACCGACCUUCAGCGUAUGAUCAUCAUACUCCAUCGUAUGGCUAUUACUCAGGACCAACACCUGCCCCCAGAUACCAUGCGCCUUCUCCACAUAGCUCUUACUCGAGUUAUAAGCCAUCAAAGCCGGCACCAGCUCGUUACUACGACCAUUGCUCAAGCGAGGAACAUUCGUACUCAUAUAGAAAAGCGAGGCCAGCAAGACCAGCAAGACCAGCUAGACCUGUACAACCAUCCUAUACAAACUCUCGUUAUAAUGAUGAAUAUGAAGUGCGCUACUUCACUUAAUAUGACAUUAAAUUUUCUGAGUUGAGAUAUUUUCAAUUUA
This is a messenger RNA of Ceratitis capitata (Mediterranean fruit fly), 1098 nucleotides long. Its product is annotated as extensin-2-like. The coding region runs from base 42 to 1058 and encodes 338 amino acids. NCBI's taxonomy places the organism in Eukaryota, Metazoa, Arthropoda, Insecta, Diptera, Tephritidae. The transcript has 2 exons. The record is from RefSeq and is a predicted model, not a curated record.